Molecule: messenger RNA, 789 nt
Organism: Pyrenophora tritici-repentis Pt-1C-BFP
Lineage: Eukaryota; Fungi; Ascomycota; Dothideomycetes; Pleosporales; Pleosporaceae
Product: FabG, Dehydrogenase with different specificities (related to short-chain alcohol dehydrogenase)
Molecular function (GO): oxidoreductase activity, acting on the CH-OH group of donors, NAD or NADP as acceptor
Source: RefSeq, a predicted model, not a curated record
AUGACAUCUGUCCAACAGCUCUACUCCCUCGAGGGACAAAAUGCCCUCGUCACAGGCGGCACGCGAGGAAUAGGUCAAGCAAUGGCCAUAGCCCUCGCAGAAGCAGGCGCCAACAUCAUCCUUGUACAACGCGACACAUCCAACCAAACUACAAAAGAAGCCAUUGAGGCUCUAGGUCACAAAGCAACAAUCUACACCGCCGACCUCUCGUCCAAGGCCUCUGUAUCGAGCCUCGUCCCCACCAUCCUCAAAGACGGCCAUAGAAUACACAUCCUCCUCAACUGCGGCGGCAUUCAGAAGCGACACCCUGCCCACCAAUUCCCAGAUGACGACUGGGAGUCUGUGCUACAAGUAAACCUUACCUCUGUAUUUCAACUCUGUCGCGACGUGGGCGCACACAUGCUCGAGCAGCCUGCCGAUUUGCCAUUGGGACGUCGUGGUAGUAUCAUAAACGUAGCCUCGCUGCUCACCUUUCAAGGUGGUAUCACAGUACCGGCGUAUGCUGCGUCCAAGGGUGGCGUGGGACAGCUGACCAAGGCACUUUCCAAUGAGUGGGCCAGCAAAGGGCUUAGCGUGAAUGCGAUUGCGCCGGGAUACAUUGCGACGGACAUGAAUGAGGCGCUGAUCAAGGACGAGAAGAGGGCGGAGAGUAUACUGUCGCGGAUUCCUGCGGGGAGGUGGGGGAGUCCAGAGGACUUCAAGGGCGCGGUUGUAUUUUUGGCUAGUGCGGCGAGUGCGUAUGUUAGUGGUGAGGUGCUUACUGUCGAUGGAGGGUGGAUGGGACGGUAG